Messenger RNA from Artibeus jamaicensis (Jamaican fruit-eating bat), 1634 nucleotides. It is a transcript of the gene NETO2, whose product is annotated as neuropilin and tolloid like 2. Gene Ontology annotation, molecular function: protein binding. Bases 18 to 1619 code for a protein of 533 amino acids. The record is from RefSeq and is a predicted model, not a curated record. The transcript is spliced from 9 exons. Lineage: Eukaryota; Metazoa; Chordata; Mammalia; Chiroptera; Phyllostomidae.
GCCGGACCGCCGGGAACAUGGCCCUGGAGCAGCUCGGCUCGGUCCUCAAAGUGUUGCUGGUCACGGUGCUGGUGGUGGAAGGGAUCGCCGUGGCCCAGAAGACGCAAGAUGGACAGAACAUCGGAAUCAGGCACAUUCCCACCACGCAGUGUGGCAUCUGGGUUCGAACCAGCAACGGAGGGCAUUUCGCGUCCCCCAGUUACCCUGACUCCUACCCGCCGAACAAGGAGUGCGUCUACGUUCUGGAAGCUGCUCCGCGCCAGAGAAUAGAGUUGACCUUCGACGAGCACUUCUACAUAGAGCCGUCCUUCGAAUGUCGGUUUGACCACCUGGAGGUCCGAGAUGGGCCCUUCGGCUUCUCCCCACUCAUUGACCGGUUCUGCGGCGUGAGAAGCCCUCCGCUGAUCAGGUCGACCGGGAGGUUCAUGUGGGUCAAGUUCAGUUCCGACGAAGAGCUUGAAGGCAUGGGAUUUCGAGCAAAAUACUCCUUUAUUCCAGAUCCAGACUUUACGUACCUAGGAGGUAUUUUAAACCCCAUCCCAGACUGCCAGUUCGAGCUCUCGGGGGCUGACGGGAUAGUGCGCUCCAGCCAGGUGGAGCAGGACGACAGGACGAAGCCCGGCCAGGCGGUGGACUGCAUCUGGACCAUCCGGGCCACCCCGAGAGCCAAGAUUUACCUGAGGUUCCUGGACUACCAGAUGGAGCACUCCAACGAAUGCAAGAGGAACUUCGUGGCCGUCUACGACGGGAGCAGUUCCAUUGAGAACCUCAAGGCCAAGUUCUGCAGCACGGUGGCCAAUGACGUCACGCUCAAAACCGGAGUCGGCGUGAUCCGCAUGUGGGCGGAUGAGGGCAGCCGGCUCAGCAGGUUCCGCAUGCUCUUCACCUCCUUCGUGGAGCCGCCCUGCACGGGCAGCGCCUUCUUCUGCCACAGCAGCAUGUGCAUCAACAGCUCCCUGGUCUGCAACGGCGUGCAGAACUGCGCCUACCCGUGGGACGAGAGCCACUGCAGAGAGAAGAAGCAGGCGGGCCUCUUCGAGCAGAUCACUCGAACGCACGGCACCAUCAUCGGGGUCACGUCGGGGGUCGUCCUGGUCCUUCUCAUCGUGUCCAUCCUGGUGCAGGUGAAGCAGCCCCGGAAGAAGGUGCUGGCGUGCAAGAGCGCCUUCAACAAAACCGGCUUCCAGGAGGUGUUCGACCCGCCGCACUACGAGCUCUUCUCCCUGCGGGACAAGGAGCUGGCCGCCGACCUGGCCGACCUGGCCGAGGAGCUGGACGGCUACCACCAGCUGCGCCGCACGUCGUCCGCCUCGCGCUGCGUCCACGACCACCACUGCGGCGCGCAGGCCCCCGGGGGCGGCGGCGCCGGGGGCGGGGGCGGCAGGGCGAGCAGGACCAACCUGGCGGCGGUGGAGCUGCCCUUCCGAAAUGACUUCGCGCAGCCCCAGCCCAUGCAGACGUUCAACAGCACCUUCAAGAAGAGCAGCUACUCGUUCAAGCAGGCGCGCGAGGGCCCGGAGCAGGCGCCGGACGACCGCGUGAUGGAGGAGAUCCCCUGCGAGAUCUACGUGCGCGGCCGGGAGGACGCCGCCCAGGCGUCCAUCUCCAUCGAUUUUUAGCCUCCGGCGGCAGGC